Racocetra persica is the source of this 528-nucleotide messenger RNA. The record is from the annotation of a GenBank genome assembly. Lineage: Eukaryota; Fungi; Glomeromycota; Glomeromycetes; Diversisporales; Gigasporaceae.
AUGGCCUUUUGCAGCAAGAGAGUCCUUUCAGAUCUAAAUAAAAAUGAUCUUGAUAUAUUUAAAAAGCCUGAUCAUAAAUUUAUUUACGGUGCGCUAUAUACUCAAUAUAAAGAAGAUAGUGAUAUAAAAGAUUCUCGUAUCUGGUUUUUUGUAGUUGUGAUUUCUUAUGAUUUCUCUCGAGGGGUUAUUACUGCGUUAACCCAAGAUUACAAAAUAGUUCAAGCGAUUGGUUUAAUUGUUACUGAAUUAGUUUUAUUAAUUUUAUUAAAUCAAUUUAGGCCUUUUAAAACUAGCUUAAUGAAUAUUUUAAACAUUUGCGCAUCAGUUUUAAGGUUAUUUGUUUCAAUUUUAUUAACUACUUUAAUUUUCGUUAAUAUUCAACCACUUGAGACAGUUAUUUGUAUUUUACAAUUUAUGCUUGUUUUUAUGUUAAUCUUUGUAAUUUUAUUACAAUUAAUUACUACAAUUAGAGAUUCUUGUUGUAAAAAGAAGGGAUCAGAAAACGAAGAGAAUGAAAAAAAUAAUUGA